Molecule: messenger RNA, 1419 nt
Organism: Penicillium arizonense
Lineage: Eukaryota; Fungi; Ascomycota; Eurotiomycetes; Eurotiales; Aspergillaceae
Exons: 2
Coding region: 1-1419 (472 amino acids)
Cellular component (GO): extracellular region
Source: RefSeq, a predicted model, not a curated record
AUGCGGGGCGCUCCAAUCGUUCUGCUCUACGCCGCGACUCUCGCGUCCGGCAUGGUCAUCACACCCAGAGAUGCUGGUGAGGCUCGCAUUGCCAUCCGCGGCGGUGGUGGUGAGGAGCACGGCGGCGGUGGUGACUGGUGGGGUCACGGUGGUGACGGUGACCACGGCGGCAACCCGGAGACUACUCCAUGCGAGACUGAUACUCCUACUCCUCCGCCAGUUGUCACUCCCACCUCCACCCCGUGUGAGACUGAUACUCCCACUCCUCCUCCGGUCGAGACAUCUACUCCUUGUGAGACUGAUACGCCUACUCCUCCCCCGGUUGUGACGCCUUCUUCUACUCCCUGCGAGACUGACACGCCCACUCCUCCCCCGGCGUCUUCUACUCCCUGUGAGACUGAUACGCCCACUCCUCCCCCGGCGUCGUCUACUCCCUGUGAGACUGACACUCCCACUCCUCCUCCCGCGUCGUCUACUCCCUGUGAGACUGACACUCCCACUCCUCCUCCCGCGUCUUCUACUCCCUGUGAGACUGAUACGCCGACUCCUCCCCCGGCGUCGUCUACUCCCUGCGAGACUGACACGCCUACUCCUCCCCCGGCGUCGUCUACUCCCUGCGAGACUGACACGCCCACUCCUCCCCCGGCGUCGUCUACUCCCUGCGAGACUGACACGCCUACUCCUCCCCCGGCGUCGUCUACUCCCUGUGAGACCGAUACUCCCACUCCUCCUCCCGCAUCUUCCACUCCCUGCGAGACCGACACCCCUACCGCUCCUCCCGCCACUUCCACUCCCUGCGAGACCGACACUCCUACUGCUCCUCCUGCCAGCUCCACUCCCUGCGAGACUGAAACCCCUACUGCUCCUCCCGCCAGCUCCACUCCCUGCGAGACUGAAACCCCUACUGCUCCUCCCGCCAGCUCCACUCCCUGCGAGACUGACACCCCUACUGCUCCUCCCGCCACUACAACUCCCUGCGAGACCUCCACUGUCACUCCCCCUCCUGUGGUCGUGACUACCACCUACACCACUACGACUUGCCCUGUGACCUGGUCUACCGUCUCCAGCGGCUCCUCGACCUACACUCACCCUGUGACCCAGACUAGUACUGUCACCGUGACCUCUGUCUUCACCUGCACUGAGGGCUGCACCCAGCCCACAACUCCCCCGGCUGUCCCCACGACUCCUGCUGUUGAGCCUACUACUUCCGUUGUGGUCCCACCCAAGGCUACCUCCCCUGCUCCUCAGCCCUCCGGAACUAACCCCGCUCCCGUUGAGUCGUCGUCCAUCCCCGUCACGUCUUCCACAUCCGCUCCUCCUGCUUCGUCCUCUCCUGCUUUCAACAGUGCUCCAGCUCAGUUCCAGAAGUCUAUUGUGGCCUUCAUUCCUGGUCUGGCCGUUCUGUUCGCUCUGCUCUAA